AUGGACAACCCCGUGGCAACGGAAACUCUUGAGCAGGUUCAGACACGGCAUCGUCGUGAGCUCAAGGACCUGCAAGGCCGCAUAACGGGAAAGAAGAAGAACGCCACAAAGAAGACGCGGAAAGGCGUAAAUGACGAAUGUGCAGAGAUGGAACGUCAGCUACGUGAAAAGCAAGCCACCGAGAUUGCCGCUUUGAACACCAGCGAUGGUAACAACGGUGAUGAAGACGACAAUACCGCUGCCGAAGCUCAAGACCAGCCCCAAGAAGAUAGCCUAGUGGAAGAGACCGAAAGGCUCGCUGUUUCAGAACCGGCACAACAGCAACAGCAGCCGGGAAAGAAGCGCAAUCGUCAGAAAGAGCGGCUUGCCCGACGUGCUGCUGAGCAGGAGGCUGAGGCGCAGCGUGCAGAAGAGGAAGCGUCCAGUAUGACCAAUCACCGAGCGAAGGAGAGCGAAUACAUGAAGUCGACGUUUGAGAAGCAUGGGCUUGUGGAGAAAGAUAUUGCGCCUGAUGGGCAUUGUCUGUUUUCAGCGGUGGCGGAUCAACUCGGCCAGAAUGACAUUCCCCUCGGAGAAAGGGAUGCCAAGGAACCAGCAUACAAGACGGUGCGACGAGUAGCUUCAGACUAUAUGUUGGAGCAUGGAGACGACUUUGCGCCGUUCCUUGAAGAAGACCUCCAAGGCUACGCUCGCAAGAUGCGAGAUACUGCUGAAUGGGGUGGCCAGCUUGAGCUCAUGGCGCUGGCACGGCAGUACAAAGCGGAGAUCCGAGUGGUUCAAGAUGGACGCCUCGAGCGUAUUGGUGAGGAAGAGGCAGCCGAGUCGGGCAAAACAUUAUGGCUGGCAUACUACAGGCACGGCUACGGCUUGGGAGAGCACUACAACUCUCUCCGAAAGGCACCAUCAUGA
Molecule: messenger RNA, 909 nt
Organism: Fusarium redolens
Lineage: Eukaryota; Fungi; Ascomycota; Sordariomycetes; Hypocreales; Nectriaceae
Exons: 1
Coding region: 1-909 (302 amino acids)
Biological process (GO): protein deubiquitination
Molecular function (GO): cysteine-type deubiquitinase activity
Source: RefSeq, a predicted model, not a curated record